Messenger RNA from Helianthus annuus (common sunflower), 2055 nucleotides. Its product is annotated as receptor-like protein kinase THESEUS 1. Gene Ontology annotation, cellular component: plasmodesma; plasma membrane. Gene Ontology annotation, molecular function: ATP binding; transmembrane receptor protein tyrosine kinase activity. The record is from RefSeq and is a predicted model, not a curated record. NCBI's taxonomy places the organism in Eukaryota, Viridiplantae, Streptophyta, Magnoliopsida, Asterales, Asteraceae. The transcript is spliced from 3 exons. Bases 1 to 2001 code for a protein of 666 amino acids. Gene Ontology annotation, biological process: protein autophosphorylation.
AUGGGCUUUGGAGAAUAUUAUGAUUCCUUAAAAAUCCCAAUAGAAGAGAUAGAAUUAGCCACCAACAACUUCGCUGAUGAAAAUCUCCUCACACGUGGUUCAUCUUUUGAGGUCUACAGAGGACAACUCUUGCAACAAGGGGACUCCAUCAAUAUUGUUGCACGGAAAUGUCGACAAAGGGUCAUUGUGGGUACCGAGUUUGUGGUUCUUAAAGAUCUCAAGCACAAAAAUAUCGUUUCUAUAUAUAAGUGGACUGAUAAGGAUGUAGAUAAGGAUGAUGAGGUAUUCAUCAUCAUCAACAAGUAUGAGACCAACGAAAGUCUUGACAAACAUCUUGGUAGCCCAACUCUCACUUGGAUGCAAAGAUUGCUUAUAUGUGUCGGGGUCGCACGUGCAUUGAAUUAUCUUCAUUAUGAUGCAUCAGAAAAUCAAUAUGUCAUACAUGGUAACGUCAAAAGCUCCAAAAUUUUACUAGAUCACAACUUGGAACCCAAGUUACAUGGUUUUAAAUUUGCGGUUAUAGCUAGAAAGCAUCAUCUUCACCUUACCGGUAAGUACAAUGGCUCAUUGCAUUAUAUGGACCCGGCAUAUGAAGACACAAGUGGUUUGAAUCAUAAGUCAGACAUUUUCUCCUUUGGUAUCGUGUUGUUUGAAGUCUUGUUUGGGAGAGAAGCAUCUAUUCCAAACGAUGAUAAUUGGUAUUUUGCUCGAAUGGCUAGAGCACAUUAUGAAAAGAGAAAACUUGAUAAUUUGAUAGAACCUGAUCUUCAAAAACAAAUGAAUGUGCAAUCAUUAGACCUUUUCGCUGAAAUAGCAUAUUGUUGCAUAAAGGAGCAGCGAUCACAACGUCCCGACAUGAAGAUGAUACGCACAAGACUUGAGAGAGCACUAGAACUUCAACGCAAACAUGAACAAUCAACGGUUGUAGCGGUUGAAGGUACAGCAUCCAACCACUUCAAGGGGAAAAGCUUGGAUCACUUGAGACUUCGGUUGAAUGAUAUAGAGUUGGCCACAGAUAAAUUUUCAGAAACGUGCUACAUUGGAUCGGGUGGAUAUGGUAUGGUGUACAAAGGAGAAUUGGACCAUUUUGAUGGCAUGGAUUCUCUGAAAAUUGAAGAGAAGAAUAAAGGUGAAUUUCGUAAGAAACAUAGUUGUGUAGCUAUUAAGCGCCUUCAUAAUAGAGUAGACACACAAGGAGAACAAGGGUUUGUUUCAGAAAUUGAAACGCUGAGUAAUUGUAAGCAUCCGAAUAUUGUCUCUCUUCUAGGAUUUUGUGACGAAGGACAUGAGCUGAUUCUCGUUUACGAAUAUGUUGCUAAGGGAAGUCUUGAUGAUUAUUUGGGAAACAUGGAUGGCAUGACUAAUCUUGUUUGGGCCCAGCGUUUACAAAUAUGCCUUGAUAUAGCACAUGGAUUAAACUAUCUUCACACCCACAUAGAGGGCAAACCAAUGAUAAUACAUCGAGAUAUUAAGAGUGCAAACAUCUUAUUGGAUGAUAAUUGGGUGGCAAAGAUUGCUGACUUUGGGCUCUCCAAAUUACAACGUGCAAAUCAACAAGGUACCACCCUUAUUACCAACAAUAUUGCUGGUACAGAAGUGUACCUAGAUCCAGAAUACAAGAAUACUGGUAAACUGAAAAAGGAAUCAGAUAUCUACUCUUUCGGAGUAGUUCUAUUUGAAGUGUUGUGUGGAAGGUUGGCAUAUGAUGAAAUAUAUAGUGGGGGAGGGCUUCCAUCAAUAGCUCGACAAUGCUUUAAUGAGGGAACGUUGAAGGGAAUGGUAGAUCCAAAAUUAAUGGAAGCUGAUGAAAUCAUUUCUUUGCUAAAAGGGGGUGUCAACCAAGAUUCUCUAGAAACAUUCUCUAAAAUUGCAGAUCAAUGUUUGGAAGAAACUCAAUCCAGGCGUCCAACUAUGGAAGUCAUCAUCAAAGAACUUGAAAAAGCAUUGAAUUUUCAAGUAAGUAAUCUAUUUCAAAAUGUAACUUCCUUAUUUGUUAAAUAGAUAAAGUAUGAUCUACCUUCACAUCAGUUUUUAAGGUAUAAAGCACAAACUCAA